CGGGUCUUCUCUCUCUCUCAUAUGCUGCUUGAGUGAGUAAAAUAUAAACAUUAAAAAAAACUAAUUAAAUAAUUUGUAAUUUUACUAUUUUUCCCAAAAAUCAUUAAAACCCCGCUAAUUAAUUUAUUCGUUAUGAUGGUGGAUAAUAAUCUCUCUCCAGUCAUCGUGCUCCUUAAACAAGUCGUAACUAUUGAUGACUUAUUUCAAAUCAAACAUAGCUCAAAAAUUAAAAAGUGUUCAAUUUGUGGCUCGUCGCGAGGUCAUCGCCACAUGAAAAAACAACACUGCUUCUUUCUCCAGCUGAUCGUGGGGGCGAAUCAUUUGUGUCGGAAAAGUCUGCAGAUUUGUGCCGCUUGUCGCCAAAAUUUGGACCAAUUAAGCAACCUGAAGGAGGAAAUGGACCAAUUGAGCGUGACGAUAGACGCGAUGGUGAAAUUGAUCAAGUUGAAGAUGACAUAUCAAGCGGAAAUUGCUAAGAAUGAAGAGGAAGCAUCGAGAACCACGGAACAGGAUGAAAAUCUUGACGACCUUAGUGAAACCGAUGCGAAACCAGUAAUUGUGAAUUAUGAAGAUGACGAACUUGAUGUUUUUGAGGAGAUAAUACGGAAACCAGGUGAACGACCAGAAAUCAAACGUAAACGACCUGGGCCCUGGAGCAAGAGAAAGAGAUCUGGGCCCGUAAAUGUAAAAAAGACCGAAAACACUGAAAAUGAGAUAAAGCAUGCAGCUACGUUAAGCUUUUUAACAGUGGAAAACACUGCGAUAAAGGGCGCAGAUAUGUCGAGCUUUUUAAAAGUAGAACUGAAAAAAGAAAACGAACAAAAUGUCGAGAACUGUACAUUUUCCGACAAUGAGACUGACCAGGAAGGCGGUGCGGAUAUGAUGCUUCCCGAGGACAAUGAUGAUAACAAUAAUGGCAAAUUUGGCAAAUUUAUUAUCGAGGCUGAAACCACGCCAGUUUUUUUGUCAUCAGAUUCCUCGACGGGGGGCGAUUUACCCUCCUCGAAUACCUUGGACCUUCAACAAACUGCUCCAAUUAUUCGACCAUCCCCAACAAAUAUUAUUCCACCUUUACCAACCCCACAGAGGGACCGAUUCAUCCCAGGUUCAGAAGCCGUCUGCCCAAACUGUGGAACACGAUCGAGAGAUUUGCACGUCUGCGAGUACUGCAAAACUCGAUUCUCGGAUACCACAAAAAUUAUCAACAUUAUAGAAUUUAAUAAAACAGAGACAAAAAAAGAAAAGGAAGGCGCAGUACUGAACCAGUCACUUGAUGAAAUACCCGCAAAGAAAUUGAAAUCGUCGCUCCCCGAGAACGGGACUGAAUCAUCCUCAGAUGGCGAAAUUGUCAAGAUUAUUGCCGAAAAUCUAGUUGUCCACGCAUCGGAUGGUUCCAGAAUUGAUAAUAACUUUGGUGAAAGUCAAGGGGAAGAAGACGACGAAAUUCCGGUUCUAUCCGAAAAAUUGGACGGGAAACCACCCCCUAAUUUUUCACCCGACACGAAGGUAACCCUUGAGUGUCGCAGUGUCAGCAUCGAGACUUAUCAAACUCGAGCAGCAGGUUCGCAGGGCUUUAUCCUCGCGACCAUUUGCCAGAAGGGGAUCGAAUUCGCCAUGCUGCACACUCAAUGCGGAAGGCCACCUGUAAAGUGUUUCAUACCAAUGGAUUCCAUUACACAAGUUGAAGUUCAUCCUUACGCGGUCUCCCUCAGCCUGCAGGGAACGCCUUAUCUGGACGAGCUGAGAAUGUCGCUCGGAUUUAGUAGCAAUCCUAAACACGCCAACUACCACUACGAUCCACAAAGUACAAAUCCCCGUCAGAAGAAAAUUACGCUUAUUUCCCACGACAGCAUGAUGGACAGGAUGCCCAUACUGAAGUUUCUUAUCCCCAGCCCAGCUUAUACGCUUGACACGGGUCAAAUAUGAAAAAAAUCAUCCGUUUGACUGUGAAACAGGGUGUCUUCUCUUACAAAAUUGGAUCCGUGAUAGUUUCAUAUUGUUUAAAAAUAUUACCAACCUUGAUAAUUAUCAUCUUGCUAAACCCUGUAAAAAUAAGAAUUCAACAGACGUUGUUGAGAGAUAAAUAA
Molecule: messenger RNA, 2087 nt
Organism: Folsomia candida
Lineage: Eukaryota; Metazoa; Arthropoda; Collembola; Entomobryomorpha; Isotomidae
Exons: 10
Coding region: 133-1926 (597 amino acids)
Source: RefSeq, a predicted model, not a curated record